Ilyonectria robusta is the source of this 1771-nucleotide messenger RNA. RefSeq lists its product as uncharacterized. The record is from RefSeq and is a predicted model, not a curated record. NCBI's taxonomy places the organism in Eukaryota, Fungi, Ascomycota, Sordariomycetes, Hypocreales, Nectriaceae. The transcript has 2 exons. Bases 1 to 1770 code for a protein of 589 amino acids.
AUGUCUGGGUUCGAAGUGGUUGGGGUAGUCCUCGGUGUUCUGCCACUCGCGAUAGAGGCCCUCAAGACGUACAAGUCCACUCUUUCGUCGAUGAAGAACGUGGAGCGGAGUCUGAAGGCCUUGAUUCAAGAUCUCGAAACCGAGCAAGUCCGGCUCCGAACAACAUGCGAGGUUCUCCUUGAGGGCAUCGUGCCACUUUCAAUGAUAGACACAUUGCUCGAAAAACCGUUUGGACCGCAAUGGGAGCCAUACGACCAUCAACUACGGCUCCGGCUCUGGACAUCAUCUGGGAAGUUUGAGGAGCAGGUGGCCGAGAUGCAGAAGGCAGCCGAGGAGUUGAAGAAUAAUCUAUCUAUUCAAGCGGCUGGCAAGGGGAAGAUAAUAACCGACAGAGUUACGAUUCUCCAAGAACUAAAACGCGGAACAUCUUUCACCCUAAAGAGAAAGGACUACGAGAAUAUCAUAUCAAGGAUCAAGACCGGAAACGCGGUUCUUCACGAACUGGCUGGCCAGAACUGCAGACUCGAGCCAAACAGACGGCGCCGCUCUCAAGCUCGAGUCAUCAACCUUAUCAGAGGGCUAUCUCAGAGCAUCUUUAACGCUCUACAAAACGCGACCACGUGUUGCUGCGCAAAGUCCCACCGCAUAUGCCUGGAACUGGUCCACAGGAAGGCGGUUCUGGUGCCGAACGACGUUGAGGAGCAAAUUGCGAGGAAUUUUAAUUUCCACGCAGUUCUAGGGUCGUUCGGUGGCUCCAUCCCCUCUCAAAACAACGAGACUGGAGAGAUGGUACUUUCAGAUCCGCCUGCGCGCUGGGCGUGUUUUUCUCUUCAGCUUGAAGAGCCCGACCAUGAACCCGCAACGACUCCAGUUUCGUUGGCGCCGACACUAAACGACCAAAAGCCUAAACGAAUGGUUAGGUGGCCUGCUUCACUAAGGCCGUCGACAGAAGGGAAGGCAUCGGCCACAAAGACAUUAGUAGAGGUGUCCAAGAGUUCGGCUCUUCACCCAGAGUUGGCAACGAAAUACGAGCUACCAAGAGUGUCGAAUUUAUGCCAAGUUAUCCCGAGAUGGCGUAAAGGACCAGCGGUGUCUUGUUAUGGAUAUGUUGCCGACAUCCACCGCAAGUUUGGACUAUACCCUCAAGAAAAUCAGCUGGAGUCACACACGACGAUUACACUUCGCCAGUUGCUUGAGGGACAUUUGUCGGAUUCCCAGGUGGGCUACAUCAGAAAGCUCGAAAUUGCUCUGGCAAUUUCAACCAGCAUUUUGCACCUCUACAACACGGCAUGGCUUACGAAAAUGAUCACACUGGACGAUGUUCUUUUCUUUCGGGGAAAAGAAGACGUCUCACUCUCGAAUGUGCAGUCAUUGUCCCAACCAUUCGUGGCUAAGAGUAUUUCGGAGGCGAACCAAAGCCAUGUUGGCCAGUCCCAGCAAGACACAUUUACCCAACAGCGACCGAUAAACCUGAUGGUUUUAUCCCUCGGCGUGUUACUCAUCCAAGUCAUCAUUGGAAAGGCCAUCGAAACUCUAGACAUGACCGAGUGCAUGGACCUGGAUGCAAUUCUUGCGAUGAAUCAGGCUGGGAAGAGUUUCAAUGGUCAGAUUCUAGAGAGCGGCGGAAUGAACUACACGACUGUUGUUGACUGGUGUCUGAAUACCGUCUUCAGCACUGGUGGAUUGGAGAAUGAGAACGUAAGCCAGAACUUUUAUGUGGAAGUGGUGGCGAGACUUGAGGAAGAUGUCAAAAUAUUGACGGCCAGUUGAU